Xyrauchen texanus (razorback sucker) is the source of this 1256-nucleotide messenger RNA. RefSeq names its product calmodulin 2b, (phosphorylase kinase, delta) (gene calm2b). The record is from RefSeq and is a predicted model, not a curated record. Lineage: Eukaryota; Metazoa; Chordata; Actinopteri; Cypriniformes; Catostomidae. Gene Ontology annotation, molecular function: calcium ion binding. The transcript is spliced from 6 exons. The coding region runs from base 123 to 572 and encodes 149 amino acids.
GGAUGGAUACAAGUAGAUGGGAGGCGUUUAUGUAUGACCGUUAAGGCGGGUCUAUACCAAUAUUCGGACCACCAUUCGUGAAUCUCUCGCGGAGACGGAAGGAGGUAGAGAAACAGAAGAAAAUGGCUGAUCAACUCACAGAGGAGCAAAUCGCUGAGUUCAAAGAGGCUUUCUCGCUAUUUGACAAAGAUGGCGAUGGCACCAUCACAACCAAAGAGCUGGGCACUGUCAUGCGCUCCCUUGGCCAGAACCCUACAGAGGCGGAGCUGCAGGAUAUGAUCAAUGAGGUGGAUGCAGAUGGUAAUGGAACAAUAGAUUUCCCUGAGUUCCUGACAAUGAUGGCAAGAAAGAUGAAGGACACUGACAGUGAAGAGGAGAUCAGAGAAGCUUUCCGUGUCUUUGAUAAGGACGGAAACGGAUAUAUCAGUGCUGCUGAGCUGCGCCAUGUGAUGACAAACUUGGGUGAGAAGUUAACAGAUGAGGAGGUGGAUGAAAUGAUUAGAGAAGCAGACAUUGAUGGAGAUGGUCAAGUCAAUUAUGAAGAAUUUGUACAGAUGAUGACAGCGAAGUGAAGGCCUUGUACAGGAUUUCUUGUAUAAAAUGAUCUGCCUUUUCUUGUUUGUAAUUUCUGUAAAAUGUUUCAUUUUAAUUUGCCCCAUCCUCUACUACUGUCCAAAGGAUCUGCAUGUAUACUACUUAAAGAUUUGCGUGCUCAUACCUUCCCCAACUCUUAAUCAUUGUAAACAAUCCUUUUGGAAAUAGCAGUUAUGGGACCAGGUUAAUUAGGCACAGAGACCGGCUAUGCACAGGCCCCCCCCCCCUCUGUUGCUGCCUGCUCACCUGAUGAGUGGUGUCAUCAAGGGUCCAGCUGACUGAGAGGCAUUUCACCAUAUUUUUAGCAUGAAUCUUUUUUGUUUGUUUUGUUUUCUAUAUGUGGAGGAGCAACUCUGAAUGGACAAUGGACUGAGUAUAAAUAGAAAAGUAAAAGGUCCUCAGCAUUGCACUAUUGCAGCAUAUUUGAAUUAAAUUACUUAAUUAAUAAACUAACGGGUUUAUUGCUGGGUACUCAUACACUCUAAUCUUUUUGUAUUGCUUCUGUUUCUUAUUAUGCUUUUUAAUAAGUAACUUUUUCUGUUUUUUUGUUUUGUUUUUUUAACUGCUUAUGGCACGGCCAUGCCUCAGAAUCCAUUCCAAGUUGUAUAUUUGUUUUCCAAUAAAAUUUUCAAUUUACCCAAAAACUGCCUGCCCUCACCUUC